This is a messenger RNA of Debaryomyces tyrocola, 756 nucleotides long. Lineage: Eukaryota; Fungi; Ascomycota; Pichiomycetes; Serinales; Debaryomycetaceae. The record is from the annotation of a GenBank genome assembly.
AUGUUGUCAGCUCGUCCUGUUUUACGUAGUGCUGCUCGUUCAGUUGCUGCCGUUUCUAGAAACUUACGUGUCGUAUGUAUAAAAUUGUUUGAAUAGCCGUCGACGGGAGAAUUGAUUGAUUGAGAGCCAGGAAGGAGAGGGAAGUGAAUUGAGGUGAAUAAGAGGCCAAGGGAGAGAUACGAAGGUGUAAUGAUGACGGAGGGAAGAUGAAUGACGAAUUGAAACUAGCCGCCGGGGAAAAGUGAAAAGUUGGCGAUUGGGGUGAAAACUGAAAAUAAUCAAUCAAUUGUGCCAGAGCGGAUGGUGUCGGGAGAGUAGCGACACCGAAUCAAGACUAGGAAGAUAUACUAACGGAAAAUAGGCUCGUCCAACUCAAUUAGCCACUAGAUGUUACGCUUCUACCAAGGCUGCACCAACUGAAGUUUCUUCUAUUUUAGAAGAAAGAAUCAGAGGUGUCUCUGACGAAGCCAACUUGAACGAAACCGGUAGAGUUUUGUCUGUUGGGUAUGUAUACAUUGAAUAUUGAUUGAUGGUGGUGGAUGGUGUGGUGGAAGGACCAAGUCGCGGGCUUGAAUCGCACCCGACCAAUUAGAAUUUAAUAAAUUCCCAGCGAGUGAAAAAUCCCACCACCAUUUAUCCGACCAACAUAACACUUCUAGACUCUUAUACUAACAAUUAUAGUGAUGGUAUUGCCCGUGUUUUCGGUUUAAACAACUGUCAAGCCUCUGAAUUGGUUGAAUUCACCUCCGGUGUUAA